AUGGAAAGGAAAGGGAAAUGGCCGGAUCCGGAGGAUGAAGGCUGGAAUAGGGACUUCAUCCUCGAGCGCUUGAGUUACCUGAAGGAAAGCGCUCGAGCGAUCGAGAGUGUUACAUCCAGAAGCAAGAGGAUGAGUAGGACCGAGAAGGAAGAAAUAGGGAAGAGGAAGGAAGAGUUGCAAAGAUAUGGCGAGGACAUGGCUAAAACCUUUGGGACUAGGACGGUAUAUUUGGAAAAAUAUGUUAUGACGCUGGAGAAGUGGGUGGAUGAAGGUGUGGAGUUGGAAAGGAGGAACAACAAGGAGAUAGUAGAGUGGCAGGAGAGGGGUGAAAAGUGGGAGUUGGAGCGGAAGAAAUGGAAAGAGAAGGAGCUUAAGUGGAAUAGGGAUAGGGAGGCAUGGAACAAGGAAAGGAGAGGCUGGAUGCUAAAAAAAGAGGAUUUAGGAAAAUGUAUGGCGGAGGUGGUGAAGAUGUGCGGUGAGAACCGCCCUGUUCGCGCCGCGAAGACGGAAGACCGGGCCGUAUCCCCCUUCCCGGAGGUACGACCCGAGGCGAGGGACAGGGCGACGUCCCCGUUACGGGAGGUUGUUGCCGGGGUGCCGCCGGCUGGACGGAGGCCGGUUGCGUCCGCCGCGCCCGCUGCGGUCCCUUCGAAUUCUCGGAGUUGA
Messenger RNA from Odontomachus brunneus, 666 nucleotides. RefSeq names its product calcium-binding and coiled-coil domain-containing protein 2-like. The record is from RefSeq and is a predicted model, not a curated record. The coding region runs from base 1 to 666 and encodes 221 amino acids. The transcript has a single exon. Lineage: Eukaryota; Metazoa; Arthropoda; Insecta; Hymenoptera; Formicidae.